This is a messenger RNA of Gekko japonicus, 624 nucleotides long. It is a transcript of the gene SPEF1, whose product is annotated as sperm flagellar 1. Gene Ontology annotation, molecular function: microtubule binding. The transcript is spliced from 7 exons. Gene Ontology annotation, biological process: regulation of cytoskeleton organization. Bases 1 to 624 code for a protein of 207 amino acids. Gene Ontology annotation, cellular component: axoneme. Lineage: Eukaryota; Metazoa; Chordata; Lepidosauria; Squamata; Gekkonidae. The record is from RefSeq and is a predicted model, not a curated record.
AUGACGGAACGUAUGCCCGAAGUUCCUGUUCUGGCAGCUGAACUGAUAAAGUCUUACUUCCCCAAAAUGGUGGAAAUGCACAAUUACGUCCCGGCCAACUCUACCCAGCAGAAACUGUCCAACUGGGGACAUCUGAACAGGAAAGUCCUGAACAAGCUGAACUUCUCCAUCCCGGAAGACGUGAUCCGGAAGAUCGCUCAGUGCUCUCCCGGAGUGGUGGAGCUGGUCCUGAUCCCGCUGCGGCAGAAGAUCGAGGAGAAGCAGAAGCAGGCCAAGGUGUCGUCCAGUUCUUACCAGACUGAGGAACAGAAGUCAAAACAGCACAGGGGUGUGCGUCUUGUCAGAAACGGAGGCUAUUCUUCGAAGCCCAAAAUGGACUCCACGGGGCCCCACAGCCAGGAAUCCCCCGGGUCUGAAAAGGGGAACAAAGGACAGCUCGGGCACGCGGACUCCACCUUGCGCCUCCACUUAGCCGAACGCGAGCAGGCCCUGCUGGCGUGCCAGGAGACAGUCCAGAUCCUGCAGCUGAAGAUCCGCAGGCUGGAGCACCUCCUGCACCUGAAGAACGUCCGCAUCGACAACCUCUCCCGGAAGCUGCAGCAGGCGGAGCAGAAACGGAAGUGA